CUGCUGCCCCUGCUGCCCCUGCUGUCUCCACCAUGUCUGAACCCUCUCCACCGUCAGAUACCUUGCUUCCCUUGGAGCUCGUCGACAGGUGCAUCGGCUCCGCCAUCUGGGUCGUCAUGAGCGGCUCGCGUGAGUUCGAGGGCACCUUGGUGGGCUUCGACGACUACGUCAACAUGGUGCUCGAACAUGUCACCGAGUACAACGCCGACGGCACCACCAUCCAGCGAAAGAAAAUGCUUCUCAAUGGAACCAACAUCGCCAUGUUGAUUCCUGGAGGCAAACAAUAGCCCCAGCAGAUAGUUCCUCUGCUUCUUCAAACCCUCCUCCAAAGUCAGACUCACGCCUUUCUUUUCCCUCUCCAUUGCUUGCUGCUGUUUUUCUCUCCCUUCCGUGCCGGGCUUUCUCUUUUCUAUAUAUUCUCCAAUCCAACUAUAUACUUAUCAAUAUAAUCUUAUAUCUGCACCAUCUCUUAAUACAGUUAUAGUUGUCAUUGCAAUAUCUCCAUUCACUCAAAGAUGUCUUCCUACAACUUUCCUGUAAUACCAAACCAAUCUCGAAAAAAGUCCUCUUCUCGCUCACUCUCAAUCAACAACCUCAAUGCCUCUCUAAACAACAACAACAACUCUCUAAAUUUAUGGAAACUCCUACUAAAAGACAUUGGAAUUGUCAAUUCUUCAUCGACUAUCCAAACCAAUUCUCCCAAUAACAACAACAAC
Molecule: messenger RNA, 716 nt
Organism: Ascoidea rubescens DSM 1968
Lineage: Eukaryota; Fungi; Ascomycota; Saccharomycetes; Ascoideales; Ascoideaceae
Gene: LSM5
Product: RNA-binding protein LSM5
Exons: 3
Coding region: 33-287 (84 amino acids)
Biological process (GO): mRNA splicing, via spliceosome
Cellular component (GO): U4/U6 x U5 tri-snRNP complex; Lsm1-7-Pat1 complex; U6 snRNP
Molecular function (GO): RNA binding
Source: RefSeq, a predicted model, not a curated record